Molecule: messenger RNA, 5230 nt
Organism: Pocillopora meandrina
Lineage: Eukaryota; Metazoa; Cnidaria; Anthozoa; Scleractinia; Pocilloporidae
Source: the annotation of a GenBank genome assembly
CGCUCCUGUCCAAUGUUUAACUUCUGUGUCCUAUUCAUGACAGCGUUCAUGACUUAACGUCUUUCCUCACCUUCUCUAACACUACUCAAGACCCUUUCAUUCAACACUACCAGUUGUAUGUACCCAAGGAAUUGGUAUACGACCCAGCUCAGUUGGUGAAACUUCCGACCUUGGCCUAAAAUCAAAAGGUUUGAGACGCAAGUUCUUAUUACAGCAGACCCCGUCAUACUUUUCAAUUUUUCUUGCACUCUGAAGAAAAAAUAUUACAAAGAACCUUUUAUUCUUGACAUACCUAAAAUUUUCUCUUUCCGUUCAAGUCAUCGUGUUUUUUCAAUUUAUUAUAGUUACAUUUUCAUGGUCGGAUGGCUUGUGCGAAAUUUUUCCAUUAACAGUUUAAGAAAACAAACGAAUUUCCUUACCUUUUAAAGGGUUUUCUACCUAAAAAAUUACCAUAAACUAAGAUUUAUGACCCUAUCCUAUUCGAAAGAAAUUUUCUACUUCAAAAAAAAGCAACUCAACAUUUUAUUAUGAACGACGGACCUUUAUGAGAAAAGAUGAAUCAUAAUAAUAACUGAGGUAUUGUGGUAGAACAAGACUAAACAGCUUUCCACGAUUACUGAUCUAGUUGCUCGUUAUGAAUUGGAUUGACAAAGAGUAUAAGAUAGAUGUUAUCGCUAUGUGCAGGAGAUAUUCUGUAAAUGUGGCUACAGACUUUCCCUUCUCCCAUUUCAUAAAUUUCUAAUUUCUCUCAUCGAGGUCUCUUCGAUAGACAAGGAAAUUGUUUUAUUCUUGAUGACUUUGAAUUGGAAACAAAGCCAAAUUUUAAAUUACACCUUCAAUGUUUAAUCGUUUCAGCACUUAUCCUUUUUUGAUGGACAGUUUGAAAACUCGUUAAAAACCGAUUGCCGAAACAAAAGGAUAAAACAGGGGUGAGUUACGUUUCGCUUCAUAAACAUUAAAUUCCUGUUAAUAAGAUUAAGGGUGGUCAUGGUUGCAAGGAUCGUGAUAACUUAGGUAAAGUCUUUUACUAGUAGUAUAAGUUGAUUUUCAUCCAUCGAUCCUCCGGCUCGCUUGAAAUAACGAACUUAAAUUUAUCAUGUUAAUUUACGAUUUGAAUAAAUGAGACAAGUUUUGAUAUGAUAGCAGUGAAUAUAAAUAUUAGUUUUCUCUAUUGACAAAGACGUUCUGCAAUUUGUCUGAUGAAAGUUCAGUUUUAUACAUUUUACCUCCAAAGCUGUUUUGACAUUCAGUAUUGCGAAAAUGUCACCACAAAGCUAUUCGUGUGUCGUUUAGUGUAUUCUUUCGAUACAUCGUACACUGCACGAGUCUUAGAACAAGUCAGUCAGACCAUUGACCUCUUAAACUACUAAAAUUUGUCAAACCAUAUGGCUAUCGAGAAUUAAUUGAGGUCAUUUCAAUUAAUUAUUAUCAUUAAUUUUGGUCAUUCUGCUUAACAAAUUUUACCCUUAUUGCCUGCUUAAUAGGUCGUUAAGUUCACUUAUCGUUGGACAGGGAUACGCUACAGACCGUUGGAUUAGUAAUUGUUCCUAGCUAACAGUCGAAGGUAAGAAAAUUGGUCUGUUGAAGUUAGGAAUGACACUCGGUUAGUAUUAUUUGAAAUUCGCUCAAGCCUACAAUAAUGUAGCUAAAAGAGACUACUUUUAUAAAUGAAGAUACAGGUUCAACGCGUUUAAAAAAUUGAAUUAGUUCCGAAAAGCGGAACAAAUUCAAUUCCAACGAGAGUUUCUUUACACGUGGCUUUGUUUUAGGGGAAAAAAGUGCUUACGGAUCGCAAACUGAUAUUCAUAAAAAAAAUGGACCCCAGAAACUAGUCCAGAUAAUCGAAGAUUCCGUAUAACUGAAGGUCCGGAUAGUAGAGGUUUGGCUGUACCAAAAUUGAGUAUUUUAUGUCCGCCCCACAGCCGGGUAAACGAUAUGCAUUCUUCUCGGUUAGUACACAACCGCUGCGACACAAAACUUCAAUUUAAGCUAAACCCAGUUACUUAUUCGUGGACAAAAUUACCAGUCGUCUAGAGCUGUGCUGGUUUUUGAUACCAAGAUCUUGUAAAAGGCAACCUUAGUCAAAAAAAUGAAAUGACCACAACCACUCAACAGAAUGUGAACUGCUCCUUUCAGACUGCACACGAGGUACAAAAAUGGCUGUCAAAUUCAUCAUAGCGGUUGUUUUCUUUAUCUGUCUGUUUAUGACUCUGGAGAGUCGCUCCGUCGGCGAGGUAAGUAGUUGAGUACGAUGCUGUUCUUGUAUCUCCUUUAGUAAUUGAAAACGCAUCACUUUGACUGCUGUUGAAAAUAUUCGGAAUAAAUGCUAUUUUUUAUUACUAAGUAUACCUCCGUUACUGACUAAACAACUCUCACAAUCGUUGGGUUUGUUCUCAAUUGCCAUGGCACGCCUUUAUGGGUGUUUCUAUCAGAGCACUAUAGACACUGGAAUUUCAGUGCCUUUACUCAGCCAAACGAGAGUCUUUGUACCGGAAGAAAUGCUUCGGAACAGCAAAAGCGAACGCUUAGAAGCAAUAAUUCGGUUAACAGCACUCUUGAAGCAGAAAGUUGGUUAGAUAAUCUCAUUCCUCCACGAAAAGUAAAGCUAACUUUUUCAGGAGUCCGUGCCCUUUUUUCCCUCCUACUUUCCAUGCCACAAUAAAGCAGCUACUUCCGGGAUUGGUUCAUGACAUCAAUGUUAUUUUUCACUUAAACGUGUAUUUUGUUAAUUUUCAACAUGUGUCAACACAGGGAUCCGUUGCACGAAGGUCUGGUAAGUAGGCAUGCACAGUUACAAACAAGAUUCCGAGCUGUAAGAACUGUAAGGAGAGGAAAGAUAAAAUAGGUUUGAAAGUAUGAAAAAGAGGGUUUUUUUAAAGGGUGAGAUGAUCAGUCGCAUUUAGAUUUGUCAUUCGGAAAUUGCCCCCACACAGCCCAAACAUUGGCCAGUGGCCGUCGCCAUUUUGAAAAUCGCUUUUUUCAUCUAACAGCAAUCUGUUUGAACAAUCAGCAACUACAAAAAAAGAGAUCUUGAGUCAAACUGAACUUUUACCUAUGACCAGACUAAAAGCCUUUCGAGAAUCGUGCAUUCUGGUCGCGCGUGUGGGCCCAGGUUGAUAAGCUGUUUUCAAAAUGUUGGUUGUUGAGUCUAGAGUUAGCACAUUUGAAGAAGAUUUUCGAACACGUAAGCCACUCUUUGGGAUCUCAAGAUGCAGUUACGAGAGUAUGUUUCUCUUUUAAGACAUGUUCUGAAACUUGACUGAGUUUUAUCAAAGGGUAUUUCUCCAUGAUUUGGGUUUAGAGUUUGGACUACCUCGUGGGCGACUGCGAUUGAAUGAAUUCCUCGCCUACACGCCACUCGCUUGCGCACCGCCCAUCUCGGCUUUUGAUUAAAUUUGAAACUCGUCUUAAAAAAACGUUUCGUUGUUGACAGAUUAUAAGCUGUUACAUAUUUUUCCUGUAGCACUUAACUCUAUAUUUUGACUGUUCAUUACAGCCCCGUGCCAUGGAGAUGAAAUCGUUUAUCACAACAUCACUCACCCGAUAGAGAGCGCUAGUUGCACAUCCUGUAUCUGUUUCCAUGGAUCUAUAGGUGAAUGUCAUUACCACCAUUGCGACAUAGGACUGGGUAUGCCAAUAGAGGCAUGCAACAACUGGAUGACCGGAGAGGAAGGAAUAUGCUGUCCUCGAUGCCGUAAGAGACGAAAUAUUAUUUUAAGUAGAUCAGAGUAACAAAGAUUUGUAAUAAAGUUUACCUUAAAAAGUAGAGGAGUGACUAAAACGAAAACUUGACUGUAAGCAAACCACAGAAAUGAUAUGACAAAACCGGUUUGUUAUACAUGAAUGUCUGGCAGGCUAUACCGAGAGAGAGCUACUGUAGAAAUUUGUUCCUUUCAAGAAGAUUUGGAGACAACUUUGUGUUAGCAUCGGUGGUGAGCUAAUUUAUAGUUAAUAGUGGGUUUAAUUGAGUUUACUAGGGACAAUUACUGUGUUGUCUAUGGGAGUCGCUCCUUAGCAAGAAUAUUACACGUUGUUUAAGAAAAGUAGGUGGGUUUAUAGGAGUAUAGUGUUCUUCCUGUCGGUUAAAUUAUCCCCCUAACUAUAAUCAGAGCUAGAAGUCUUACGUCGUAAAAGUGGCAUGGAAUUUAAUAUAUUUUUAUAUUUUUAUUAGCUUGUGAUAAUGAUGGUGAUACCUGGGCCAAGCGCGUGAAUUCCGAAACCUGCUAUGAUUGUACCUGUAAAGAUUCGUCAGCUCAUUGCAAUUUAGUCUAUUGCCCAGAGUGUGAUGGAAUCGCUGAACCAAUUCCCGGAAGAUGUUGCCCCAAGUGCACUCCAAGUUAGUUUCGGUAUUAAGGCCUUGACACACUCCAUACUUCAUAUUUUUUAUUCGUUUCUCUCUCUCCUCGCGUCCUAUUUUUGACAUGCCUCGAUCAUUCCUCUAUUUAAACGCCUUUGCUUUUAUGUUCUACUUGCUUUCCUUUGUUCCUUUUGUUUGUCUCACAUUCUGUUAUUUUUGGUUGAUUGAGUUGUAAAAAAGAAAGUAUUUUCUCCCUGUUACUACCCCAUACAGCGGUUCAACCGUCGACAGAGCCUUUGUUCUUCACGAUCCCGCUGACCACAGCAAGGCCUGAGCCAGAAUUUCCAUUCCCAUUCCCAUUUCGUAAGAAGCGCGUCAUGAUGUCAUAUGAUAAUAAUGACGCACGUGCUGAGAAGUUGGUUUAAGAUUCACCACGUGAGAAGAAAGGUGAGAACGACCAUCAUUUUAUUGACACAUGCCAUUCAUUUUAAAAUACAGAGACUCAGCAGGGACAACGCAAAGCUUUGAAAACGGUGCAUACACUAGGCUGAAAACGCGUGAUGGACACGACGUGAACAUUCACGAAACGUCACCUUGUGCAUAGGAGUUUGAAAAAAAUUCAUUCCAUUCCAGCGCUCCGUUGCUCAUUUUGUAUUACGUUUUGUUAGCUCCAUCUGCUAAUUAAUAUUAAAGAAAAAUUGGCACAAAUCCAUGAUGACUAAAAGAACGAUUCUUCUCGGCCGGAAUCGCUUUAUCACUUCCUCUUUUGCUUUUUGUAUUUGCAGAACUUUCAAGAUCUAUCAAGACGAAAAAACUUGGAAAAAGUCAUAAGCAAUAUUGAAAAGAAAAUGAAUCGAAUCUGGACUUUUGAUCGUGUAGUUGUAUAAUGGUGAUUCUUUAUUAAGUCAGCAUGAUGCAAUAAACGAAACUGAU